CAGACAGCUGGUGACUGUUCUCUGACUUUCAGCCUUUAACCACGUGCAUGUCAACCUCUUGAAAUGGGGUGGACUGUGGUGAGUUUGUGCCCUCAGAGCAAGGCAGGCUGAUUGGUGUGCCGGGGUAUAAAUUCAUGACAGGAACCUGUGUAAUACUGACUAAAGUUAACAGACUACUAAACUACAUUUGAACUAACAAGACAUUUCCCCUGGACUAGCAACCACUGCAAGAGUCAAGAGUCCAGCCUUUGGGUGGAGAAGAGGACAAUAACAGGACACAGGAACACAAUGAAUAUUCAGUCUGCCAUCAACAAAGAGGUCUUCAUUCCUCGUGAUGAGCGGAUGCUGGUGGCAGUGGAGGUGUGGAGGAGGAAGAGGAAGAGGAUGUCCUUUCUACUGAAUGGAGCCAAAACAGACUACGUGACAUUCAUCUGUGUGUCAGUGACUAAAAAAAGGCCACAUCAGCUCCUCAUCACAAAGGUGAAGCAAUUUUGUGGCUCCUCCUCCUUCACCAGGAGGUCCCAGUGGACAGUGGAGCAGCUCAGACAGGUCAAUGGCAUCAACCCCAACAAGGACAGUCCAGAGUUUGACCUGGUGUUUGACAAUGCUGUGGACCAGUGGGUAGCCAGCUCCUCAGCAGAGAAGUGUAUCUUUGUCCAGAUCCUGUACCACGCGUGCCAGACCUACUGGAUGGGAAAAAAAGGGAGUCUGGUGAAGGCUGGGAAGCUGGGCAGGGUGGGCAAGAUGGGCAGCAAAGGGGGAGCAUGUCAGGGCGCUCACGAUGACAUCAGAGCCGGUCCUAAUGACUCCUCACCAGGCUCUGCAUCCAGAAACCCGAAAGCCAGACGGAAGAGCUAUGUUUCUCCCAAACAGACAGAGUUUAUCAACUGCCAGUCCAAACUCACAGGAGAUGCCUGCACCAUGAAUCUAGUCAUCUACCACUGCAAAGCCUUCUUGAACCGUAUGAAGAAAAUGAUGGUUGCAAACCAAAGUGGAUCACUAGGUGAAGGGCAGCGUGUUACGGGCAGCACUAUGGGUAAUGUAGUCCAGAGGAUGAAUUUGGCUCUGGGAGAGCGUGGAGACAAACUGACUCGUGCUGAGGACAAGACUGUGGAACUGAUGCACAAAGCUCAGCAGUUUGCAGACACUGCUCACAAGCUGGCCCUGAAGUAUUCAAAGUAACGUCUGUUGGAGGAUGAGGAUGAAUUCUACAGGAUGAAGAUGAAUCUUGUAACAUGGACACUAACGCUGUCUGAUGCAGUCUGGGCUCUGCGUGUGUGUGAAGAUACAACAGGAGUUAAGUACCCCCUGGUGCCAUACGUGGGAAAAGUAUUAAUGCUUGGCCAUGAGUUAAUAAAGCCUGGCCACGAGUUAGUAAUGCGUUGGAACUAGAUAAUUAAGUCGUGGCCAUGCCUUAAUAACUCGUCGGAAUGAGAUAAUUGAGUUGUGGCUGCGCCUUAAUAACUCGUGGGAACGAGAUAAUUAAAUCUUGGCCACACCGGUUAAUUCAAGUUCCAGAUGCAGGGGAUGGUUGUCUGUUUUGGAGUGAUGCUGUUUAUGAAGUUUGUGAGGAAUAAAGGCAAAUAUACUUUUAUAUUCAAGAGUAUAAAGCACUUAAACAAUAAUCGUUGUAAGUCACACCUGUUAUUAUGCUGUGCUACUGCUAUGCAAUAUUACGGCAAUAAUAAGGCUAUCAAGGGGCCGGAGUUUAUCGAAAUUAAUUCACAUUUGUCUAUGUUUGCAAGCAGCUAUAGCAAAAAUGAACAGUCUCUCCAUAGGAGAUGACUUACAAUAAUUAUCUUGUAACCACGCGUUAUUAAUUCUUGGCCACGACUUAAUUAUCUCGUUCCCAUGAGUUAUUAAUGCGUGGCCACGACUUAAUUAUCUCGUUCCCAUGCAUUACUAACUUGUGGCCACGCAUUCAUAUUUUUCCCACGUAUGUCACCAGGGGGGGUCUGUAGAAAACUGACUCUCAGUCCCUAAACUGCUUCUUAUAAAACUGAGUGCAGCAGAGACAACUAAAUGCUCUGUGAUUUUAAUCUUUGCUUCACACCUCUGCUCUUUGAGCUGAGGAUCAUUUGCACUGUGUUCAGUGUUAAUAAUUUUUCUUGUUAGAAAUAGAAUCUCUUCAUAAAAAAAAUGAAGCUGCUGUUUGUUUUGUGUAUAAUAAGUUCUAAACAUCCGUGAAAAUAAUUUUCUGAAUUGUUAUUACCUGCUUUACUUGAGAUGUGAGCUAAAUGUCGUACUGAGCAACAUAUCUUACUGACAUGUCUUACGGGUUUGGACUUCAUUGGAUUUAAUCACACUAAAUGUUUGAUUUGACAUUACUCUGCAAUUUUCAAAACAACCUGUUGCUGUCCUUUUUUUUCCUGAUAUAUGUAUGUCUGUUUUUGUGCAGUGUACUGUGCCGUGUCAUAUUGUCAAACGUGUUGUCCUCUAUGUUUAAAUUGAUGUCCUGAAUUGCCAUUCAGGCUAUUUUAUGUUUUGUGUGCUGUACAGUGUCGCCUGGUCUGUGCAAAUCAUCAAGUUUGUGUUGGAGUCUGUGUGGAUCAAUAUUUUUCAUUGAGAGGAGUUCCAUAGUCAGCAGUUAGAGUGAUGCUGUGUAGAAAAGUGAGGUGGAAACUUCAUGAGUAAGACCAACAGCAAGUGUUGUAUUUGUUGCUGGAAGCUAAAACACAUUUGAUCAUGGAAUACAUCCUAACAAAACUUCUCUCUUCUGUUUUGUUUAUUGCUUUGGGGUAAAUUUUAAUGUUUGAAAUGUAAAUGUUUUUUACUCUCCUCCAGGAUAUUGGCUGUUCAGCUAUUGACCACCAGGUGGUAUUCAAACUGCAGAAAAGCAGCUGACAAACAGCUGAAAUGUAACUGAUGAAGUUUCUGUUAAAUUUUUUGAUGAAAAACUGAAACCUUUCAGACUAAAUGUUCAUUGUAAUUGUUAUUAAUUAUUCUUUGGUCUCAGGCAAUAAAAUCUUUCAAAAUUG
Molecule: messenger RNA, 2978 nt
Organism: Scophthalmus maximus (turbot)
Lineage: Eukaryota; Metazoa; Chordata; Actinopteri; Pleuronectiformes; Scophthalmidae
Gene: stxbp6l
Product: syntaxin binding protein 6 (amisyn), like
Exons: 7
Coding region: 289-1182 (297 amino acids)
Source: RefSeq, a predicted model, not a curated record